Ctenopharyngodon idella (grass carp) is the source of this 2687-nucleotide messenger RNA. Its product is annotated as paternally-expressed gene 3 protein-like. NCBI's taxonomy places the organism in Eukaryota, Metazoa, Chordata, Actinopteri, Cypriniformes, Xenocyprididae. The transcript has a single exon. The record is from RefSeq and is a predicted model, not a curated record. The coding region runs from base 1660 to 2685 and encodes 341 amino acids.
GUGCUCGUCUGUGCAGCCAAUGACAGAACAGUUAGCAUGCUUUGCUCAAAUUUUUGCCAUGGCGUUAGAACUGGUACCCCGUUGUUUCUUGCGAAAACAAAAUGGCAGCACCAUGGGUGGAAAUAUGCAGAUUAAGGGGCGGAUCCCCUUUCUAUGUCACUAGUCACUAGGGAAGUGAAAUCUGAGUGGCUCAUUUUUUCACAUGCUUAUAGAGAAAGGCUUACUGGGUUGUCCUUUUUCUGGUUUUCUGGGUUGGUAGAUGCACCGGGGACCCGAUUAUAACACUUCAACACGGAAAAAGUCAGAUUUUUAUGAUAUGUCCUCCUAAAGCCCUAGAGUGCAUCUCAAUCAGAUCCCUAGUUCACUAGUCAGGGCACUGAUCAGGGAGUCGGCCAUUUUAAAGGGUUAUUUCACCCAAAAAUGAAAAUUCUGUCAUUACUCCAUGUCGUUCCAAACCUGUAAGACCUUCGUUCAUCUUCGAAACACAAAUUAAGAUAUUUUUGAUGAAAUAUGAGAGCUUACUGUCCCUCCAUAGACAGCAAUUUAACAACCACUUUUAAGGCCCAGAAAGGUACUAAAGACAUUGUUAAAAUAGUCAACAUGACUGCAGUGGUUCAACCUUAAUGUUAUGAAGCGACGAGAAUACUUUUGUGCGCAAAAACAAACAAAAAUAACAACUUUAUUCAACAAUUUCUUCUCUCCCAAGUCAGUCUCCUACGCAGUUGAUGUAGUGAAUGCAGUGCAGGCUUAUGCGUUCUACGUCCAAACACCAGCUCAGUACUGGCCGACGCUGUACACGUGAGCAGCAUGACGCAUACGUGACGCUGGCCAAUAAUAACAUUAAUAAAUAAUUUUAGUUCUGUCAGGACCACAUCAAGUAUGAUUGACAAUUAGCAUACAGUUUGGAUUGGCGGUAUGGUUGUGUUCUGGGCAAGAACACCCUGCCCAUCCCUGCAGCCUAGCAUGGAUAAGAGCAGAGAGAGCAGCGAUAACCCGCUAGAGUAUUACAGAACACAACCAACAUAAGGUAUGCAGAAGUCAUUAAUGUUCUUAAAACUGCAGUCUGUAAGUUUUACCUCUUUGUCGCCAUCUCUGUUUGAAACCUUCAAUUGCAGCAACUGCAAUUGCUUGGAAGUAUGACCAAAAUAAGAAUUUUCACCAGAGAAUGUCAUCUGAACAAUUAAGUAACAAAUCUCCCACUUUUGUUCUGACCAACUGAGAAAAAAAAGCAUUAAAAUAAACCGCACUGCCAAUGGUGAUUAAAUCUAACGAGCACUUAGCUCAUAUCACAUCAAACUGUGCAAAUUAUUAUUGUUAUACUUCGUUCUCAAAUUGUUAAUGUUAACAACAUCAGCAUUGCAUGACUACAUGUAUAGUGUGUAUUAGCGAUACCUGUACAUUUCAUUUUCUGUACAGUCUAAUCUCCAAAUUGUCCAUUUGUCAUACCAUACAAUCCGCCAUCAAAAUGACAAGGUUAAUUCCAGCUGCUGUGAGAAAAGGCUAUAAAUGAUCCGCCACCUGCAACAUCCUCACAUGAUAUAGCAUGGACGUUCCCAAGCCAGCCGCCCAUCCGGUCGUUCCCAAGCCAGCCAUCCAUCCAGUCGUUCCCAAGCCAGCUGUCCAUCCAGACGUUCUCAAGCAAGCCAGCCAUCCAUCCAGAUGUUCCCAAGCCAGCCACCCAUCCAGUCGUUCCCAAGCCAGCCAUCCAUCCAGACGUUCUCAAGCCAUCCAUCCAGACGUUCUCAAGCCAACCGACCCUCCAGACGUUCUCAAGCCAGCCGUCCAUCCAGAUGUUCCCAAGCCAGCCACCCAUCCAGACGUUCUCAAGCCAGCCGUCCAUCCAGACGUUCUCAAGCCAGCCAUCCAUCCAGACGUUCCCAAGCCAGCCACCCAUCCUGUCGUUCCCAAGCCAGCUGUCCAUCCAGACGUUCUCAAGCAAGCCAGCCAUCCAUCCAGAUGUUCCCAAGCCAGCCGCCCAUCCAGUCGUUCCCAAGCCAGCCGCCCAUCCAGUCGUUCCAGAGCCAGCCAUCCAUCCAGACGUUCUCAAGCCAGCCGACCCUCCAGACAUCAUCAAGCCAGCCGCCUAUCCAGUCGUUCCCAAGCCAGCCACCCAUCCAGAUGUUCUCAAGCCAACCGCCCAUCCAGUUGUUCCCAAGCCAGCCGUCCAUCCAGACGUUCCUAAGCCAGCCGACCCUCCAGUCGUUUCCAAGCCAGCCGCCCAUCCAGUCGUUUCCAAGCCAGCCACCCAUCCAGAUGUUCUCAAGCCAGCCACCCAUCCAGAUGUUCUCAAGUCAGCCGCCCAUCCAGAUGUUCUCAAGCCAGCCGCCCAUCCAGUCGUUCCCAAGCCAGCCGACCCUCCAGUCGUUUCCAAGCCAGCUGUCCAUCCAGACGUUCUCAAGCCAACCGACCCUCCAGACGUCAUCAAGCCAGCCGACCCUCCAGACAUCAUCAAGUCAGCCGACCCUCCAGACGUUCUCAAGCCAGCCGUCCAUCCAGAUGUUCCCAAGCCAGCCACCCAUCCAGACGUUCUCAAGCCAGCCGACCCUCCAGACGUUCUCAAGCCAGCUGUCCAUCCAGUCGUUCCCAAGCCAGCCGUCCAUCCAGUCGUUCCUAAGCCAGCCGACCCUCCAGUCGUUCCCAAGCCAGCCACCCAUCCAGAUGUUCUCAAGCCAGCCACCCAUCUAGAU